AUGUCUGUCCAGGCACCCCUGAUCGACCUCACCGAACGGAAGACAUGCCCUGAGUGCGGGAAGAGCUUUGUCUGGAGCUCGCACCUGGCUCAGCACCGGCGCAUGCACACCGGGGAGCGGCCGUUCCAGUGCGGUGAGUGCGGCAAGAGCUUCAGCCGCAGCUCCAACCUAGUGAAGCACCAGGGCACCCACACCGGCGAACGCCCCUACCGCUGCCCAGACUGCGGCCGUGGUUUCACCGACUCCUCCAACCUGGCCGCUCACCUGCGCGGCCAUGCCGGCCACAAGCCCCACCGCUGCCCCCAGUGUGGGAAGGGCUUUGCCCGGCGCUCCCACAUCGCCACGCACAGGCGCAUCCACACCGGCGAGCGCCCCUUCUCCUGCCCCGACUGUGGCAAGGCCUUCGCCCAGCGCUCCGACCUGGUGGCCCACCGCCGCACCCACACCGGGGAGCGCCCCUACCAGUGCACUGUGUGCGGCAAGCGCUUUGGCAUGAGCUCCACCCUGACGGUGCACUGGCGCACCCACACUGGUGAGAAACCCUACCGCUGCCACCAGUGCGGCAAAGGCUUCACCCAGAACUCGGGCUUCCUCAUCCACCAGCGGCUGCACGCCGGAGACAAGCCCUACAAGUGCGGACAAUGCGGCAAGGCCUUCAGCGUCAGCUCCGAUCUCCUCGCCCACCGGAGGGGCCAUGACGCUGGGGCUGCGGCCCACAAGUGCCCUGACUGCGGGGCUGGCUUCGGUGCUAGCACUGAACUCCUGAACCACCAAAGCAGUGCCCACGGGGAGGAGAUGCCACACCGGUGCGCAGCUUGUGGGAAAGGCUUCCGGCUCCGCGCUGCCCUCGGCAGGCACCAGAGGACUCACAGCCAGCAGAGAUCGCACAGCUGCUGCCAGUGUGGGAAAAACUUCCUGCACAGUUCGUCCCUCAGCGCCCACCUGAAGACCCACACUGGGGAGAAGCCCUUCAAAUGCACCCAGUGCGGGAAGGACUUCCGCCAGAGUUCGGCCCUGAUCAGACACCAGAGGACUCACACGGGCUAGGGACUGGCCACGGCUCACCCUUGGGGGUCAGGGACCGGCUUGGAGAGCAAGAGGAGCAGAG
Molecule: messenger RNA, 1108 nt
Organism: Terrapene triunguis (Three-toed box turtle)
Lineage: Eukaryota; Metazoa; Chordata; Testudines; Emydidae
Product: zinc finger protein 180-like
Exons: 2
Coding region: 1-1047 (348 amino acids)
Source: RefSeq, a predicted model, not a curated record